Paramecium tetraurelia is the source of this 1269-nucleotide messenger RNA. RefSeq lists its product as uncharacterized. The record is from RefSeq and is a predicted model, not a curated record. Gene Ontology annotation, cellular component: nucleus; cytoplasm. Gene Ontology annotation, biological process: peptidyl-serine phosphorylation; signal transduction; endocytosis. Gene Ontology annotation, molecular function: protein serine/threonine kinase activity; ATP binding. NCBI's taxonomy places the organism in Eukaryota, Ciliophora, Oligohymenophorea, Peniculida, Parameciidae. The transcript has 2 exons.
AUGGACUCCCCUUUGAAAGAUAUGACUGGAACGAUCGUAAACAAGCAAUAUAAACUCAUCAAGAAAUUAGGAGCGGGUGCUUUUGGAGAAAUUUAUUCUUCGUAAUCAAAUGGAUUAGAGUAUGCAAUCAAAAUAGAGAAAUCUGAUUCAAAACAUCCUUAAUUAGAAUUCGAAUCAAAACUAUAUCACUAUUUGAAUAAUCAUAAUGGAUAGGGAAUUCCUAAAUAUUAUGGUUAUUAUUAGCAAGAUGGUUAUAACUUUCUAGUUAUGGAAUUACUUGGCUAAUCCCUAGAAGAUAUCUUUUCCGAAAACAACCGCAUUUUUACUUUGUAAACAGUUUGUGUCUUGGGAAUUCAAAUGUUGGAAUGCAUAGAAUUCUUACAUAGCAAAUAAUUCAUUCACAGAGACAUUAAACCAGAUAACUUUUUAAUGGGAAAGGCCUAAAAAGAUAGAGUGUAUCUGGUUGAUUAUGGAUUAGCCAAGAGGUAUAUUUCAAAAGAUCUCCACAUUCCUUAUAAAGAUAACAAAGCAUUGACAGGUACAGCCAGAUAUGCCUCUAUCAAUACACAUCUCGGAAUAGAAUAAUCUAGAAGAGAUGAUCUAGAGGCUCUUGCCUAUGUUCUGAUGUAUUUUUUAAGAGGAUCCCUGCCAUGGUAAAAUCUAAGGGCAAAUAAUUAAAAAGAAAAAUACGAUAGAAUCAUGGAAAAGAAGUUAGCCACAUCAUCCGAAACUUUAUGUAAAAAUUACCCAUAAUAAUUAUUAUAAUUCGUUGAUUACACUAAGAAUUUAAAAUUCGAUGAGAAACCAGAUUAUUAAUUCAUUAAAAAUCUCUUCAUUUCAAUUAUGCAAGAAAAUGAAUUAAGAAUGGAAUAUAUAUAUGAUUGGGAUGAUGAAGAUACAUAAAGAGAUAAAAUCUAAAUUAGAAACGAUGAGAAGAACGAUUUACUAAAAACAAACAAAUAAAGUAGCAAUACUUAAUAAAGAGUGAAUAAAUAUUAAGAAAAUAAAAAUUUAAAUAGCAAUAGCAUUUAUAUGAGAAAUUGUAGCAAUAUUAAUAACAAAUACAGUAUUGGAAGGACGAAAACCAAUUCUAUUGGAUCAAUAAAUAAAGUAGUUGUUACUAAAACAAAAUAGAUUACUAACAAUACAAUUAAUAGUUUAACUAAUCAAAAUACUUUGCCAAAUAAUAAUAAUAAUAAUUAUAGUAAAUUACAUCAAAAUUUAGCAAAAUAAAUAAUAAAGAAGCAUUCUAGUUUACAUUACUAAUGA